Calidris pugnax (ruff) is the source of this 2559-nucleotide messenger RNA. RefSeq names its product C-x(9)-C motif containing 2 (gene CMC2). The coding region runs from base 404 to 631 and encodes 75 amino acids. Gene Ontology annotation, cellular component: mitochondrion. Lineage: Eukaryota; Metazoa; Chordata; Aves; Charadriiformes; Scolopacidae. The transcript has 4 exons. The record is from RefSeq and is a predicted model, not a curated record.
GCUGUGAGGGGAGGCUUUGGCCAGUCUCGAGCGGGCCGCGUCGUUGCUCUCUAGCCCCAAAGGAAAAGAGGGGCCUGUGGGGAGGUGCCUUCCCCGCCUCUCGCCCUCCCGGCCUCGCUGCCUGGCUUUGGGAGAGCCGUGUCCUGCCCUGCCUGAGAUCGGGACCCUCUGCUCGCCUCACCUCCUCCUUCAGGGCUCAAGGAAGGCUUUUAAAAGAGCUGUUAUGAGUGGGAACCUGGGGCUCUCCGUUCGUUGUGACUGCCGUAAGCUUGCUUCUCUUGUGUCUCCCACCGCUGUUUUAAGGACUCCUGGGAGCACUGCGGAACUACAGAGUGAAAACAGUGUGGGUGGAAGUUUUCUCAGAUUCUUGUCCUUGUACUACUAAAAUUAUCGCUAACUAAAGAUGCAUCCAGACCUGUCUCCUCAUCUGCACACUGAAGAAUGUAACCUAAUUAUCAGUCUGCUCAAGAAGUGUCACAAGGAGCACAACAUUUUGAAAUUUUUUGGCCAUUGCAAUGAUAUUGACCGUGAGAUGCGGAAGUGCUUAAAGAAAGAGUAUGAAGAAAACAGGGCCAGGAACCAGGCGAUACGGCGGCAGAUAAUUAAUGCUCACAAGAAUGCAGAGAAGUGAGCUGUGCUGUGCUUGGGCAGCUGCAUCUCAACAGGGACGCUCGGGUGAAAGUUGACAGACUCCUCCUUUCCCAUCACCAAUGCUCAGCCUGUGCUUUGUGAAACGGUGAAAAAAUAAAUGCCCCUAAACCAUAUUCAUUCCCAGGAAGGCAAACAAUGUGGAAAAAGAAUAAAUAAUAAAUAAUCACUCACAACUUAACUUUAUUUUUGACCUCUGAAAAAGCCAACUAUUGUGGCAAAUCUUUGUUCUGGCACAGUUUUGUUAUGAUUGUUAAGUAAUGAGGAAUCUGUUUGUGGAGUAUUGUGUAUUCAAGGCUGCUCUACUCCCUACCUUGUGCUGAGUUGCAUUUAUUGUUUUGUGUUUAGGAGUUUUUUGUUCAUCUUGUAUUUUUUUUUAUUCUUUCAAAACACUGAAUGACUUUUCCAUCACUCUGUGUAGUGUUGUGAUAACACUGCUUAAAUGAAUUAGCAAAAAGAAAUUUUAAACACAUGUGGCUUGAAAUUGGAAAUUACGUAUCAAGUAAUAAUUGGAGCUCUAGUAUUUUUCUUGGAGCUAAAAUGAUGAAACUACCAUCUUCCACCAAGAAGAUUAAAAAUCCUUCCUGCCAACUAUAUGUACAGUGUGAACUGUUCUAAGACAAUUUGUUCAUCAUACCCAAAGCAAGAACAGCCUUAGAAAUUCAGAAUGGAAUAUUUCCAGGGAUUUGCAAAGCAUUGCUUUGAUUUUUGUUGAGUACAAUCAAUGUGUGCUGAGUGAUUUUUUUGAAGAGGAGUUCUGCCAAAAAUACAAGCUAAAUAGUUCUUCCACAUACUCUGGUACAAAGACAAAGUCAAGUUAUGACUGUUGCUGUUGAAGGAAAACCCACAUUGAAGGGAAAGAACAUGUAACUUGCCUUUCAGUUGGGCAAAUCAACUAGUAUUGUGUUAAUCAAGUUCCCUCGUUAGCCUACGAGAGCUGUUAAUUUGCUAUCAAACUGCAGAAAGUCCUGAACAAGGCUCUGAACUGAGAAGAUUGGGUACUAAAACAUACGUUGGUUUGUGCAGUGAUGGAGCUGUUUCUCUGGGUGUCUACUGGAUUCACCUUAUUUUUAAAUGACUUUCCUUUUCUGCCUAGCAACAAAGACUACUUUAAAAAAAAUAUAGUCCUGAAACCUUUUGAAGAAAGGGUGCCUGUUCUACAAUGAAUUCUCUGGUUUGUUGUAAGAACCGUUGUUGACCCUCAAUCUUGAAAUUGGUACGUGAACCUGGUUUUGGAAGAAAGCUGUAUUUUGUGAUCUAUUUUGAAAUAUUUAUUAGAAUAAUUUUACUUAUUUUUUCACUAACUGGAUGGACGCAGUUAAAUUGGUAAAACUUAGCCAGAAAGGUUUUCAAGUGAAGGUUCCAAGAAAAAACGAAUCAAUUGUUUCUGCACGUUUUGACAUGCUCUCUGCUUUAUUAGAGCAAGUAAAUGAUGCGUUAUUUGAAUUAAAUACUUGAGUGGUUGGAAGUGGUGCAGUCUUUUUAUCUAUGCACUUCAGAAUACUUUUGAAGAGUACUUUAUAGUGAAGUUCCCUAACUGGGAGCUCUGCAUCCUUGAUCCCAAUCCUUCAUCCAUUUGUGAUGACAAAAUCUACUUCAGGCAGGCUCUUAAAAAGCUUGAAAUCAUUUAAGUAAAUAAAUAAAUAAAUCGAGAAUUGUCCUAGAGAUUAUGUUGAGAAACUGAUAUCUAAGUGCAAAAGCACUGAAGCUUUUCUUUCAUCACCUUCUGAGUCCAGCUCUUUCACUAGAAUAGCAACAAACCAUGAAUCCAAGAGCCACUUAACACAGCUCGUUAGUCAGAAUCGUAUUUUCAAAGAUCCGUGUCCUUAAUGAAUGAAAGAACAAAUGGUGUGCACAAUUUCUAUUGAUACUUUGAACUACAUUUAGCAAUAAAUCUAUUUUAUGGAUAAA